This is a messenger RNA of Spodoptera frugiperda (fall armyworm), 2122 nucleotides long. RefSeq names its product ionotropic receptor 75a. The record is from RefSeq and is a predicted model, not a curated record. NCBI's taxonomy places the organism in Eukaryota, Metazoa, Arthropoda, Insecta, Lepidoptera, Noctuidae. The coding region runs from base 1 to 1896 and encodes 631 amino acids. The transcript is spliced from 15 exons.
AUGAUCCUACUCAGCGUGCUGUGCUGUCUUUUCUUAACUGCAUUCGGUUUUAACUUGGAUGUAGUUAAUUUGGUCACCGACUAUGUAUUGUAUAAAGAUUUGAGAUAUGUCUGCUACUUUACCUGUGAAAGUCGUUAUUAUAACAACAUCCUGGUACACAAGUUAACAGGAGAGAAUGUCCGAGUGUCUGUGAGGCGUAUCGAUGGAGGUGACAAUGUAGAUGUGGCGAGGGUUGGACAUCAGACCACCGCGUCUGUUGGAGUCCUGGUCGAUGGACAUUGCAGUCAGACGCAGGCAUUGCUACACCAGGCUUCCGUCAGUAAAUUGUUUGACGCCGUGCACCCCUGGCUCGUGCUGACCGACAUUGAAGAUGAUAACUGCACAGAAUACGUCAUGCAGACAUUCCAGUGGCUUAACUUGAGUGUCAACGCAGAUGUCGCCGUCGUCGCUAAUGGGGGUGAUUCCUUCACGAUCAUAGACGUUUACAACUUUGGCAGAAUACAAGGAAACGGCUUGGAAACAGCUCUACUUGGAACUUGGCAACCAGAUCGUGGACUACACAUUGUACUGAAGGGCUACAAGUAUUACAAUCGCUGGGAUUUUCAUAAUUUGACGCUGAGAGCUAUUUCUGUGAUCGUGGACCAGCCGAAGGUGUUCUACCCGGAGAUGCUGUCGGAGAUGGCGUACACUGCGGGAGUGGCCGCCAUGACCAAGAUCACCUCGCAGAUGCUCAACACUAUUAAGGAACGUCAUAAUUUCAGAUUUAACUACAGUAUCGCAGGCAGAUGGAUUGGGUCUCCGGAGAGAAAUUCUACAAUGGCUGUCACCAACACUCUAUUCUGGGAGGAGCAGGACCUGUCCAGUACCUGCGCCAGGAUAUUUCCCAAAUGGCUCAAUUGGGUCGACAUUUACCAUCCACCGACCACCAAUCUUCAGACCAAAUUCUACUACCUGAUCCCGGAGAAAGGUGUAGGCCAGUAUGAGAACAGGUUCCUAACUCCGCUGUCCCACGGAGUCUGGUGCUGUGCCUUCUUCGCUGGCAUCGCCUGCACGCUGGUCCUGGCGGCCGCGGCUCGCAUGGAGGACAGGCCCAAGCCAGGGUUGUACGCUUUCUUCAGCGUAUUCGCUGCAGUUUGCCAACAAGGUUAUGAAGACGGAGUUCAGCUGUUGGAGCAGACAUUAUCAAGUCAAGGUCGCAGACUGACUCUGCUAGUGAUAGGUCUAACCAGCAUGCUGCUGUACAACUACUACACCAGCAGCGUGGUGUCCUGGCUGCUGAACGCCGCGGCACCUUCCAUCGCCAACCUCGACGGCCUCAUCAACAGCGACUUCGAGCUGGUCUUUGAAGAUAUCGGGUAUACUAGGGGGUGGCUUGAUAAUCCCGGCUUCUUCUACUACAGCGGCUUCAAGAAUGUAAAAGAAGAUGAGUUGAGAGACAAGAAAGUCACAAAAGCGAAGCGUACAGUUUCAGUUUUGCAGACUGUGAACAAGGGCGUUGAACUCUUACGGAGUGGCAAAUACGCGUUCCACACUGAACCCUACACUGCAAGUCAGGUGAUCUCCAAAACGUAUGAGGACAAGGAGCUAUGCAACCUCGGGGCUCUGCAGAUGAUGCUGCCGGCUCACGUCUACAUCAUGGCGCAGAAGAGGAGUCCCUAUAAAGAAUUCUUUGAUUGGAGUCUCCUCCGCCUCUUGGAGCGCGGACAUGUGAAGGCCAUCCGCGCCCGGUUCGCGGGCACCAUGCCCGCCUGCUCGGGCGCGCAGCCGCGGCCGCUGGCGCUGGGGCAGGCCGCCCCCGCCUUCCUGAUGCUGGCCUCCUUUGCCGUGCUCUCCUGCCUCAUAUUGAUACUUGAGAUAUUCUGCAAGAGAGUCCAGCUGAAAAACCGCGGCCAGUGAACGACACGCAAAAAGUGACGUCACCAAGCGAUCAGCCCGAGAUCGCAGCACAUCACGCGACACUAUAGACCAAUGAAAAAAAAACAAUUGAGGGAAGACGUUUGACGGCCUGCUAAGGAGGCGCACACUAGGACAUUGUGCGCAGUAGUUCAACUGCACAUACACAUUUAGAAUAUGAACCUUUCUUGUAUCACUUGAAGCACUACAAAUCAGUGGAAAUUUAGAA